Pelodiscus sinensis (Chinese soft-shelled turtle) is the source of this 5375-nucleotide messenger RNA. The record is from RefSeq and is a predicted model, not a curated record. NCBI's taxonomy places the organism in Eukaryota, Metazoa, Chordata, Testudines, Trionychidae.
GCUGAAGUUGUGUUGCUUAGUUCAACAGUAGCCCUGCUGUGUAGACAUGCCCUGAGGCUCUGAUUGUGUCAUUAUGUAAUUUGACAAAGCAAAUUAUUGUUGCUACUGCUGUUAUAGAAUUGCAAUGAAUUUUAUACAAACAAUAGGUAUCCUGCAGGCUAAAUGACCCAGAGUCAAUCUGUAGAGACAUAUUUGAAAAGUGUGUAAAUGGUAAUUAGGUCCAUCCCCUGGUAAUUAGGCUAGAACUUUGAAGUGUAAUAUAUAUUCUUUGAGAAUUGAGGUGAUACUAAGUGUAUAUAUGUACUUAUAUCUUGUUAUCUGUUAGCCAUAUACACAGAUUGUUCCUGUCUGUCCCUACAGUUAUUGGUUCAGAGAUCAAAAGGAAAUAUUAACAUUUAAGUGAACUGUAAGCAUAAUAAUAUCUCUGAAUUCAUCAUCUUUUUUUUAAAUGUACAGCAAAUGGUGGAAAACUGGCAAAUGCCUUAUGUUAAUUCUCACAGCUAUCAUGGGUGAUACUUAGGAAACAGGUCUAUUUAAAAAUCUCAAUAAUUGCCUAUUGUUUUUCUGAGCUGUCAAAGAAGACCAAGAACUAUAAGAACGUCUGGGAUCCAGAUUUCUUAUGAUCUCAGAUCUGCUUGAAGCUUAAGCCCUAAAUUCUGAGAUCUCCAGUCCUAUCCUGGAUUCACCAUGAACAUGGUCAUUGGAUUUAUAACCUAUGAACUAUUUCUGAAAUAACUCGUUGCAACUACAGGUUUCACCACCCUAAACUGGGACUCUCCAGGAAAGGAGGGCCAACAGCUAAGAGCCCCAUGCAUGGCAGGGCUGGUAGUAGUGGGGCCAGGUCCUCAGCAGCCUGGUGGCACUGCUGCCCCACAGCAGGGACAGAGCUGCAGCAGCUGUUAAGGCUGUUCCCCUUUCUAGCACUUCAAGCAUAAAAGGUGGGAGCUUGUAAGAGACUUUAAAAUACCCUGCCACUAAAGGCGUCUGCUGAAGAAACAUAGAUAUCGGUAAAGAGAAAAAAAUCUCUAAAACCCCUAAUAAGAACAAAUUCAUAAAUCACAAAUGCAAUAGGUGUCUUCCUGGUUUGUAUGAAGUCCUUGUUUACAUGGGUAUUCAGAGAAUGUGUCUGUGCUCUAUCAGUAUAUGGAAAAAAUGAAUUUCAGAAUUCCUAGAAAAAUUGCAUAACAAAAGUACCACUUUAUCUCAGUAAAGAAAGGAAAGAAGACUGUUCUGCAUAAUUUUCCAAAAUGAUUUGUACAGUUCAUCUAAAUUGAAAUAAAACCUUUUUCUUUUUUUUUUACUUAGGACUAAAAUGUGCAUAUAAAAAGUCAUCAAGAUCAUUUUGCUUUUGGGAACGUUAAAGGUUGACUCAAAAUAUGAUUUAUGAUGCCAAAGUUUAUUGUUAACAAUAGCAUCAUUGUAAUUACAUUCUGUUGCAUUUCUGGUCAAUGUUUGUGAUACCUGUGUAUUCAAAGAUACAAUAUUUUCAUAUUUUUCUGAAAUAAAUAUCUUACAGUAAAAAAUAAAGAACAAUUACAAACUGAACCCAAGUAAUCUGCAUUUGUCUUAUAAUCUUAUUAUAAGAUGCAUUUUUUAAGGUGGUUCAUAUGAACUCUAUAACUUAGCUUAUAUGGUGCUUUGUUUUCCUGUGAACGUUCGAAAGUAAAUUGUUGCUGGUCUCUGAAUUCUGGACUUUGGUCUCAAAGUUUCGUCUUGUCAUCCUUACGAAGGGAAUCACAGCUGGCCUUCUCCAAUCAGCGUUUACAAUCAUGUUAUACUGGGUUUGUUGUAAGUUGUCCAACCAGUUUUUGUCAAAUGCAAUGUGAGAAAUUUGACUUCCCUCUUCUUUGGGAGUGUUUGCUGACAUACCUGAAGUACUUUUUCAGUGCUAUUUAUUGUUUGCCUUGACAACAAAAGGUUCUUGUUUUUCUAGUUCCUUCAUUUAGGGGAAACUGCUGGUAAAAACGCCAUCCUCAGUAACACCGUGUUUCUGAACAUCUUAGUAGUUGUGUUUUCUCAGAUAAACUUAACUAUGUUAAAAUGCAACUUACUUUGGUUUGGUUUCGGGCUAAUAUUUAUUGGAAAGCAAGUUCAUACAGCAGGUGAGCUUCAGUUUUAAUUUUUAGUCAGAAAGAUGUUACAAGUUAUGUUUGUACACAAAAGUCAUCAUCCAGAACUCUAUUCAAGCAAGAUUCUUAUACAAGUCCCGGAAAAAUCUAUUGACUGCAGGAUGAAGUCUAUGUAGUAUGUAUUUGUGUGUGUGCAUGUGUAACAUGUGCAGCCUCUCAGACAUCUAGGCUUUCAACAUUUGAAAUUAUUACUCCUCGACAUUUGACAGACAGAGAGAGACGUCAUACGUAUUUACAUGAGAAAGAUUAUUAGUGAAGAUUUUGUACUAUAUACAUAUAGCAAAAAUGGGAAAUUGGAGGCUACCCAUUCAAAAAUCAAGACAUACUGUUAUUAUCAUGGAGUUGUUGAAGGAGUUGCUGAUUCUAUGCUUGCUCUUAGUACAUGUGAAGGCCUUAGGGGAAUCCUUCACAUUGAUGGCAAACGAUAUGGAAUGGAACCAGUUAACACGUCAGCUACAUUUGAGCACCUGUUUUAUCCAUUAGAACAUGUUAAGCAAGAUCCCUUUCUGUGUGGUGUGCUGAAUGAUAACCUGCAGCAUGGGAAGAAUGUGACGAAUUCUUUCAGAUACAUGAAUGUUUCACACAGUACUUUCAGCAGGGAAGGUUUUUUUAGGAAAAAACGAGCCGUGCUGCCACAGACAAGCUACGUGGAACUAUUUAUGGUUGUUGAUAACUCCAGGUUUUUACAGAAGAAUUCUGAUCCUGCAGCUGUGCAAAAGGAAAUAAUUGAGCUGAUUAAUUAUGUUGAUGGGAUGUAUGGUGCAUUGAACAUUCAGAUUGUUUUGAUUGGGCUAGAAAUCUGGUCAGAUAAAAACCACAUAAAUGUAAUGGAUGGUUCAGCUGGAGAAGUACUAAAUAGAUUUGUUUCUUGGAGAGAGAAAAAUCUUCUUAAGCGAUCAAGAAAUGAUGUUAGCCACCUUAUAAUAGGGAGACAUGCCUUUAGUGGGGUAGUUGGAAUGGCUUUUGUAAGUACAAUCUGCUCUCAAGUCCAGGGAGGGUCAAUCAGCACUCUUAAUGAUAACAAUGUGCUACGUCAUGCCACAGUAGUAGCACAUGAGUUGGGUCAUAAUCUUGGUAUGAAACAUGAUGAUGGAAGAUGCCCCAUAUCGUACAUUAUGUACAGCACAGAUAAUGGUUCCAAGAAUUUCAGCACCUGUAGUGCCGAUGAUUUUGAGAAUCUCAUUUUGAGUGGUGGAGGAAACUGUCUUAAAAAUGCUCCAAAACCAAGUGAUGUUUUCACAGAACCUUUCUGUGGAAAUAAUGUAGUGGAUAAGAAUGAAGAAUGUGAUUGUGGAAAACCACAGGAGUGUACUAAUCCUUGCUGUGAUGCUGCAACCUGCAAACUGAAGUCCGGAUCACAGUGUGCUAAAGGGCUGUGCUGUGAAAAUUGCAAGUUUAAAGUGGCGGGAAUGGAAUGUAGACCAAAAAUGAAUUUCUGUGAUCUACCUGAAUACUGCAAUGGGACAAAUCCAUACUGCCCAGAUGAUGUAUAUUUCAUGAAUGGCUUCCCAUGUAAUGACAUGAAAGAAUAUUGCUACGGUGGGGUUUGCCAGAAUUUUGAUUCACAAUGUGAAUCCAUCUACGGAAAAGGGGCAAGAAAAGCACCUGAUAUUUGUUUUCAAGUAGCCAACAUGAAGGGAGAUAGAUUUGGAAACUGUGGAAUGUCAGGUGGUGUGUACAAUAAAUGUCCCACUGAACAUAGUCUAUGUGGCAAACUUCAGUGUACACCUGUCAGUCUUGAAAAUCUUCCGGCUUCUAGUGGUGUUAGCACUCAAGAUGGUGUUUUAUGUGUGACUUCUGACUUUAACCUAGAGUCAGAUAUCCCUGAUCCUGCUCAAGUUUAUAAGGGAACAGCCUGUGGAAAAGGAAAGGCCUGUAUAGACUUUAAAUGUGUUAAUGCAAGUGAGCUUGGUUACAACUGUGAUGUAAUGCAGAAGUGCAAUGGCCGUGCUGUGUGUAACAACAAUGGAAAUUGUCACUGCAAUCCUGGCUGGGCUCCUCCUUUCUGUGAUAAAUCAGGCUAUGGUGGCAGUAUUGACAGUGGUCCAACUCAUAUAGAUACAUCACUUCGAGAUGGCUUGCUUGUAUUUUUUCUGUUUGUGCUUCCAGUGCUGAUUGCAAUUGUGAUGAUAGUUCUCAAGAGAGAUGCAAUAAAGAGAAGGUUUUGCCGGAAAAGCAGAAGACGAUACAGGAAUAAUAAUACACAGCAACCAAGGCAAAAUAAUGGACCAAACCAGAAUAAUGCUAUAAAUAAUCAGCCAGCAACAAAAAAUUCUGGGAUUUUUACAAUAUCACAUUUUCCUGCUCCAAGGCAGGCAAUACAAAAUCAGUUUCCUGCAGCUCCUUCAAGAUCUCAUCAGCGACCACCUGUCCCACCCAGACCUGUUGUCUGAAAACAAUCCUCCUCACAAAAUCAGACAAAUACGUUGAGUAAACUGAAAAAAAACCUGGCAAGGUAAAUCAAUGAAGUAUAUUAGAAUUGGGUUUUUUUUUCUGUUAUAUGAAGGUCUCAAUCUUGUAGUACUAAGAGUCAGAACUACCUCUGAAACACAAUAGACUGCGUCAUCAGAAAAGGCCUGGUAUUGAGGGGUGAUGAGCACCUGCCAUACAACUUCAAAGGAAAUCAAUAUGUAAAAAUAAUCAUCUCUUCCUCAACCUAGACUUCUUUGAAGCACAAGACAAUCCUAGCAGCCAGGGAGAGGGGAGUUUAAGAUUAAUUUAAUUAACCUUUUCACCUGCCUAACCUUAGGCUUCUCAGGGGCUCAGGAGACCUGUCUUAAGUUAUGAUAGCCUCACCAGGCAUUUAGAAUCUCUGCAGUACCACUGUAUUGGAGCACUACUUCCAUCACUCUCCUAUACUUGUUUGUGUGAGAAGAUCCUUGGGAGGCAGCAUUACAGCUGUUUUCCCUGUGCCUGCAACUUUUUAGGGCUUCUUUAUGCCCCUUCAUCUCUUUUACACAAUGUACAGUGGCUUAUGCAGUGGUGGGGGCUUAUUAGCAAUAUUACAUAUACAUCCAACUGUUCCAAAUAAACAGAAGAAUUCUGAUGAAGAGAAUAUAAUGAAGGAAUCUAUUUACAGAAUAAAUCUGGGUAUAAAUAAUUAAUCUAGCCUCAAUACUAACUUUUACUUUAUUAUACAGACAGUCCCCAGGUUACGUACAAGAUAGGGACUGUAGGUUUGUUCUUAAGUUGAAUUUGUAUGUAAGUCGGAACUGGUACAUAUUGUAGGGGAAACUCUAGCCAAAC